UUUACGAUCACUGCAAAUGUCAACAGAAAUGUGCCCAAAGUAAACUGUCAGAAACAUCAAGGAGGUCCUUGAAGACAUGCCUGAGUGAUCUUCCGUACAAAAGCCAUCCUUUUGAAAUCACCCAGAAACUUUAUUAUCUGCGGAACACACUGCGAAAUCGUGUGAAGAAUGGCUUGGGUUUGCUGCCAAAGAAAUGCUAUUAUUUAUUGCUCUCCAACUUGAACUUGGCAUGAAGUCCAUCAGAUUCCAUCAUGUUGAGAAUGUUGUGCUUUGAUCAUUCACAGACUGCUUUGACGCUAUACAUUAUCAGAAGUCUCGUCAGAAGUAAGGUAUAUGAUCUCUCGCCGUCACAGGAGAGGAGAGAACGCGGGUAGAACAAUGCUAUAACCAUGGGUAAAUGAUUUAUGACAAUGAUGAUUCCCUAUUAUUUUAUGCUGCUAUGUUAAGAUGAUUCGGGAAUCCAGACCCGCAGAUUUGUGAACAUGUACUCUUCGAUACUUGAACUAGCUCAUGAUUGCGGAUAUAAUAUUUCAUGUCCAUGAUUCGUGACCGAGAAUUUGGAAAGGCUUAUGGUAUAUACGGAACCAGGAUGAAAUAUAUAUCUACCACAAUCUAAGUUGGUUAUCAAUGGGAAAACAGUAUGAGGAGUCGGACCUUGCAUGCAGCUGCUAUAUGAAAGCAAAUUAUUGCUCGAAGAAGUUUGUUCGAAAAGACUUUAUUCAGGUCGUCAUCGAUAUUUCUCUGACCAGACGUUGUACACCACUCUCGUUUUACAGUUUUUCUUGGAGAUCAGAAGUUUUUAGUGAUUAAAAUGAAUAGCUACAACACUUAGCGCCCUUAGCGUUGUGUCCUCCGUGUGGCGGGGAAAACCGCUUGUCGUCUGCUAUCAAAAUAUCUGACUUUCUGUACUAAAGAUAUGAUAGAUGGAGAAGAAAUGUCUUACGAUGUUUCACACGUGUGAGUUAGGACGACAAAUUAGUGCCUCUGCUGGAGACUCGAGGCCAAAUAAAAGGGACCGAACGCAAAGAUGUAACGAAUGUGAUACGAUGUCAAAGAAAAUCAUGUCAGAAAAGGAGAUACAGGAAUCAAUGGUCGUCUUAAAAGACAGAUUAAGAAUCAUGCAGAUAAUGGUAGAUGACUGCGCCGACAUGUUCGAACAGAAGAAAAUCAAGAAAUGGAAGGCCGCUCGUCGGCGGUCACGGGACUCUCAACACCACGAGUUGGAUUGGAAUAUCAUCGGAUGUGUUCUCAUUAUUGUCUUCUGUUACCUACUCCGUUCCCUCAUCGCCCUCAUCCGGGGUCCUGAAGUUCUGGAACCUUGCUUGGAGCCCGAAGAACCGGACAUUGGACCUCUGAGCUGAGAUUAAUGAGCAUCAAAUUAUCUUGAAAUUUGAAAUCAGUUUUAUAACUGCAAUAUAUCCCCGGUCCUCAAGUUCUGCAACCGAGCUUGGAGCCCGAAGAGCAAAAUAUUGAUCCAGUCAACUGAGAUGAGUCAUAUAACGCGCUUUAAGACAUUUUUACACCUUUAAUGUUUAUCUUUGAUCGUCUUUGAACAGAUUAGCUUAUACAUGUAUUUAUAUCAAGAGGGUUGUGCGAUGACUCUGUUUUUCUCUUCCGGAUGAUUUAUGAUAUCCGUCUUGGUGUUCAACAUUGUUGAUUUUUUUUUAAACCACUUAAAAUAAGACAUGAAUCAAAUAAUUACCACUGAUCAACGACCACUCAACGUUUUUAAAAGUUGGGGUUGAACAUACAACGAAAUCAAAAUCGGGUGGUCAUUUUCAUGUUUUUUGUACUUGUAAAUUAAAAAGAGGGUUUUUUGCUAUUUUGCACUGCUUUUGUUUGGUACAUGAAAUGAUGGAUGCCCUUUUCCAAUAUAUUAGGAAAUAUAUAAACUAUGUUGAGUUACACUGUAAAAACUGUGGUGUUAAAACUGACACCAGUUGGUGUUAAUAGAGGACCACAUCCUUAGGUGUUAAAAUAACACACUCGAGAUUUACCAUAACACCAAAUAGUGUAAAUGUAACAACCAAUGGUGUUGCAAUAACACCUAUCAGUGCCUAUAGGUGUUAAAAAACACUGUCAAUUUAACGCCGGUGUAAAAUAACUGGUGUGGUUCUCUAUGUACAUCGUUAACAUCACAGUUUUUGCUGUGUAUAUUAUGUUCAUGCAUGGCUCUUCUGGACCCGUAGUAUUUAAAUUUAUCGUGAUCUAGUUUUUUACAAGUGAUCCUGCAUGCACAAUAAUCAAUGCAAUCAAUCGUAGAAGUUUAUCCCAUGAUCAAUACCUAAACUUUGUGGUACUGGGCCCUGCUAUGCAUAAUAAUAAUAAUAAUAACGGUUAUUUAUAUGCGCUAUACACAAAAAGUAUCACAGCGCUUACAAUUGUCAGAAAUAAAAUAUAAAUAUAAAAAUCUUAAAAAACAAAAAAGUAUAGAAUUGUAUACAUUAAAUUGCAUCAACUAUUGGUGUUCUCAACUGCGCCAGAUGAGGCCUGGUGGCCUCUUGCUUGCUGCUUCGUUCACCAACUAUUUAAGGGACAAGACCGGUCAGCACAUCAUUCACAGAAGCUCCAGUAUAGCACUUGAGGCCACCAGGCCCCAGAUGGGUUAGCCAUGUCAAACCAAACAGUGAUAGCAAAAAUCAUCAAAACAAAUAUUAAAUAAAUGAAAAUAGAAAACUAGAUAUUUGGAAAAAGAUUUGACUUGAGUUGUCGUUUGAAAGAUGAUAAUUAUGGUCGGUGUUGUUCGGAUGGAGUGUAUUCCAAAGUCUAGAUCCAGCUAUACUAAAACGUUUUUCUGCUAUGGAGAGGUAUGCAUGGGGUCAUCCAACUAAAAUAAAGCGAUGAACCGAUGAAAAAUAUUACAAAUUUGAUGAUCUUUUUUCCGAAGAAAAAAAUUGUAGAUGAAAGUGGAAAGAGAAUUUUUUUACCUUGUCACUUUUCCUCGUUUCCCAGAAUGAAAGAAGUAAAGAACAUAAUUUUCUUAAAUGAUGACUUACACUGUCACUUUGUGUUAUGUCUUGUAACAUUUGUACGGUCUUGAACACUGGCGGACAGAUGGGUGUGGCUUGGGACGGUGGCCCCGAAAGUUUCACGACCAAGAAAUAAAAGGAGAAAAGAAAGAAAGGGAAAGGGAAAGAGUGAAAUAAUUUAUCAUAUUCUGAAUAUUAUAUCAAUUGAAUCUAUUGAAAUAUAUUUUUUUUAUUAAAAAGGUCAACAUUUUUGCUCCA
Lytechinus pictus (painted urchin) is the source of this 3227-nucleotide messenger RNA. RefSeq lists its product as uncharacterized. The record is from RefSeq and is a predicted model, not a curated record. Lineage: Eukaryota; Metazoa; Echinodermata; Echinoidea; Temnopleuroida; Toxopneustidae. The transcript is spliced from 3 exons. Bases 924 to 1361 code for a protein of 145 amino acids.